AUGGCUCUUGAGGCUCUGAACUCUCCUACAACAGCCACUCCUUUCAAUUAUGAAGACACAUGGACUAAAAGGAAACGCUCUAAGAGGCCUCGUUCUGAAUCCCCUUCAGCUGAGGAAGAGUACCUCGCUCUUUGCCUUAUCAUGCUUGCUCGUGGCGGCUCCACCACCACAUCCACCGAAGAAACCGCCUCCCCAGCACCACCCCAACCACCAACUUUGAAUCUGUCUUACAAGUGUACGGUUUGCACCAAGGCUUUCCCUUCUUACCAGGCUCUUGGUGGGCACAAAGCCAGUCAUAGGAAAUCCUCCUCUGAGUCCACCACCGCCACAGCUAUCGACAAUCCAUCAACCUCCACCGCUGCUGCAACCACCACCAGUGGUAGGACCCAUGAGUGCUCUAUCUGCCACAAGACUUUCCCUACUGGACAGGCCUUGGGCGGACACAAACGUUGUCACUAUGAAGGCACUAUUGGAGGCAACAACAGCAGUAGUACUACUAGUGCUGCAAUCACUACCUCAGACGGUGGUGUUGUUGGAGGCGGUGGCGUAAGCCAGAGUCAAAGUCAAAGAAGCGGUGGUGGGUUUGACUUUGACCUGAACAUGCCUGCUUUGCCUGAAUUUGAAGGUUCAAGAAUUGGUCACCAAGUACUGUAUCGAGAUCAAGAAGUGGAGAGUCCUUUGCCAGGGAAAAAACCAAGAUUAAUGAUGUCGCUUAAGCAAGAAAAGACUGAUGUGGGUUCUUUGCAAAAUUGA
Molecule: messenger RNA, 753 nt
Organism: Dovyalis caffra
Lineage: Eukaryota; Viridiplantae; Streptophyta; Magnoliopsida; Malpighiales; Salicaceae
Source: the annotation of a GenBank genome assembly